AUGUCUCUACCUCUUCCUAUAUCAACUACUCCUAGUAGUUCCUCUAUCACUCAACCUCAGGUGAACGGCAAUGGCAAUGGGAAAGAAAGUGAGAUAAACGUAAUAGUGAAAAAGGAAGAACCCGAGACCAACUCCGGUUCCGAGCCAGUACGAGUACCGUCAGUUGAUAUCCCCACUAUACCAACGGACCCAAAACCCGCCGUUACCCCCACUCCUCAAUCAUCGUCGGCUUUCCCAGGCCAGGUGAAUGCCCAAGCUGGACCUGGACCUUCGACCGUUCAGUACUCUCAAUACGAAAGAGCGAUAAAUGACAAAAAGAGGAAAUGGAGUUUAAUGGGGUAUGAGGAAGAUGAACUGGAAUUGUUGGAAGAGGAAUAUCUAAAUCUGAACCUCGCUUUACAACUCGAUCAAACUUCCACUCUUUACCCUUCUUCACCUACUCAAUUCGAUUCUUAUGAAGAUAUGGUAGAUAGGUUGAUGCCUUAUCAUGUUUGGCAGAUAUAUGAUGAAGAGCUGAAUGGACAAUUACCUAAAUCGAAAGAAAAGGAAUUAAAAGAAAUACAAGAUGCUAGUGGACUUGUUGAGAGGAUUAGGAGGGUGAAGGACCGGUUUGGAAAGAUUAGGAUGAGGAUUGAUGAGAACUCGAACAUACCAUCAUUGAUACCGAUGUACCAGCAAUCCAAUCAAACGCUGAAAGAAGAAAUAUCAUCCUUACAAACUAUUCUUCGCCCGUUGAAUGCCGAAUACGCCUUGAUAGAGAAACAGCAGGAAGACAGACGACGUGCAGAGGAAGAGAAGAAGCGGAGAGAAGAAGAGAGAUUGAAAGCUAUCGAAGAUGAGAGGCGGAGAAGGGUGGUAGCGCAGCAGAGAGCGGAAGAGGAGAUGAGAAGGAGGAAGGAGGAAGAAGAGAGUAGAAGGUUGAGAGAAGAAGAGGAGAAGAAAAAGUUGGCUCUACAGUCUUCCGCUAACCCUACCAACAUCAAUCCCAUACCACCGCAUCCUAUCAAUCAACCACCAUCCAUCGCUUCACCACCAUCUACGCCCUCUAGCUCGUAUGCGGAUAGAGGUAAACCACGAGGAAGACCUAGAGGACGAGGUAGAGCAGGUGUGAGAGAACCUAGUACACCUCAUUUGACCGGACAGACCAAUGAUAUUGCAAACGCAAACCCGAAUACGCCCAGUCCCAAUUCCACUUCUACAUCUACUCCUUUACCUGGGGGAAGUAGUAGUACGAAUCGACCUGCUACGCCUGGUACUCCUGGUACUCCUGGUACUCCUGGUACUCCUGGUACUCCUGGUCAGGCAGCAACUUCUGCUUCUACACCUGCGGGAAUUGUGAAUAAAGGUCCUGUAUCUUUGACUGUCAAUAGAUCAUUGAUACCUCAAUUGAUAUCCCUCGAAUUACUGUUACCGAACCCUACACCCACUUCACCUAAAACACCCGCUACGAUCAUCAAGUAUCUGGAGGAUAAGAAUUCUGUGGUGCUUUCCGUGAAUCUCACGCAAUGUACGAAGACUCAGUUGAUCGCUUUGGCCAAAUUGCUGAAUGUCAGUACCAAGGCACCUGCACCUGGUACGGCAACGACGACGACACCGGCGGCUGCUUCGACCAAUGCUCAAGCUGGUAAUGGGAAUCCGCCUGCUCAGAGUGGGAGUAUAGCUGCGGCAUCUCAAGGACAGGUGAAACCACAUAUACAGGGGAAUGGUACAUCUGCAGCUGGACCUAGUAAAUAG
Molecule: messenger RNA, 1734 nt
Organism: Kwoniella botswanensis
Lineage: Eukaryota; Fungi; Basidiomycota; Tremellomycetes; Tremellales; Cryptococcaceae
Exons: 6
Coding region: 1-1734 (577 amino acids)
Source: RefSeq, a predicted model, not a curated record